AUGGCGCACAGCUCGCAACACUCUGUAUUUCACCACGCAAAACUGGCAGAGUUUGCCGUUUCCAAAAAGUCCUACCUGGAGGCUCAUCCAGAUGCGCCUUUUGGCUACAUCGCGGCGAGCGUCCUCGUCGUGGACCUACCGCCUCGCUCCAAGCCUCGAAUUCUACUACUGCAGCGCGCCGCGGACGACGACGACCCCAACUUGUGGGAGCCGCCGGGCGGCGCGUGCGAGGACGACGACCACAGCAUCCUGUACGGCGCGGCCCGCGAGCUCCGGGAGGAGACGGGCCUCGAGGCCGCCUGCUUCAUGGCGCAGGCGGGAGAGCCCCAUUUCUACACGCUCGACGACGGCAAGAAGGUUUGCCAGUUCAACUUUCUCGCAAUCCCGGAGCUGGACAAGACGAUCUCGCUGGACCGAGAGGAGCACCAGCGCUUCGUGUGGGCCACGAGAGAACAGGUAGAGAGGGGUAGGGUGGAGGAACAGGGGAUCGACUUGAAGUUUACACGGAAGGAGGUUUUGCGUACUAUUCUUUCGGGGUUUGAUUGGCUUUUGGAGAAUACCGCACCGAUAAAGAUGGAAGAAGGAAAACUCAUGACGGGAAAACAGCUGAUGUGA
Messenger RNA from Akanthomyces muscarius, 615 nucleotides. RefSeq lists its product as uncharacterized. NCBI's taxonomy places the organism in Eukaryota, Fungi, Ascomycota, Sordariomycetes, Hypocreales, Cordycipitaceae. The record is from RefSeq and is a predicted model, not a curated record. The transcript has a single exon. Bases 1 to 615 code for a protein of 204 amino acids.